Molecule: messenger RNA, 2001 nt
Organism: Penicillium angulare
Lineage: Eukaryota; Fungi; Ascomycota; Eurotiomycetes; Eurotiales; Aspergillaceae
Product: GMC family oxidoreductase
Exons: 10
Coding region: 1-2001 (666 amino acids)
Molecular function (GO): flavin adenine dinucleotide binding; oxidoreductase activity, acting on CH-OH group of donors
Source: RefSeq, a predicted model, not a curated record
AUGACGAUUCCGGAAGAAGUUGAUAUCAUCAUUUGUGGGGGUGGCAGUUCAGGGUGCGUGCCUGCCGGUCGCCUCGCCAAUCUUGAUCAUAAUCUCUCUGUUUUACUGAUCGAGGCGGGCGAGAGCAAUCUUAAUAAUCCAUGGGUCUAUCGUCCGGGCAUCUAUCCAAAUAACAUGAAGCUUGACUCGAAAACCGCGUCUUUCUAUCAUUCGCGCCCCUCGAAGCAUCUGGAUGGGCGCCAGGCCAUUGUUCCUUGCGCAAAUAUUCUGGGGGGUGGAAGCUCGAUCAACUUCAUGAUGUAUACGAGGGCAUCUGCUUCGGACUACGAUGACUUUCAAGCAAAGGGAUGGACGACCAAAGAGCUACUUCCUCUUAUGAAAAAGCAUGAGACAUAUCAGCGUGCUUGCAAUAACCCCGAGCUGCAUGGAUUUGAGGGCCCUAUCAAGGUGUCGUUCGGCAAUCAUACCUAUCCUAUCGCACAGGAUUUUCUCCGUGCCGCUGAAACCCAAGGAAUCCCAACUACCGAUGACCUUCAAGAUUUAACCACUGCUCAUGGAGCUGAACACUGGCUCAAGUGGAUCAAUCGCGACACUGGAAGACGAAGUGAUGCCGCCCAUGCAUAUGUACAUAGUACUAGGGAAAAUCAUUCUAACCUCCACUUGCAAUGCAAUACCAAAGUGGACAAAGUGAUCAUCGAGAAUGGCCGUGCAGUUGGGGUUGUGACAGUCCCCACAAAGCCUCUCAACGGUGGGGAGCCUAUUCGCAGGAUCUUCCGAGCACGCAAGCAAAUCAUCAUUAGUGGGGGCACGCUUAGCUCUCCACUGAUCUUGCAGCGCUCAGGAGUUGGUGACCCGGAGAAGCUGCGCCGUGCAGGCAUAGAGCCCUUGGUGGACUUACCAGGGGUGGGGCGCAACUUCCAAGACCAUUAUCUCACGUUCUCGGUUUACAGGGCAAAGCCGGAGGUAGAGACCUUCGAUGAUUUUAUUCGAGGAGAUCCGAAAGUCCAAAAGAAAGUUUUUGAAGAAUGGAAUUUGAAGGGUACAGGCCCCUUGGCAACCAACGGUAUCGACGCUGGGGUCAAGAUUCGACCCACGAAGGAGGAACUUGAGGAGAUGAAGAAGUGGCCAACGCCGGAGUUUGGGAGUGGAUGGGACUCGUACUUCAAGGACAAGCCAGACAAGCCAGUGAUGCACUACUCGGUCAUAUCUGGCUGGUUUGGUGACCAUAUGCUCAUGCCACCGGGCAAGUUCUUUACCAUGUUCCAUUUCUUGGAAUAUCCCUUCUCUCGUGGCUCCAUCCACGUCCAAUCGCCUGAUCCAUAUGAGAUACCCGACUUCGAUGCGGGAUUCAUGAAUGACAAACGCGACAUGGCCCCCAUGGUCUGGGGCUAUAUCAAAUCUCGUGAGACAGCUCGACGAAUGGGAGCCUAUGCGGGAGAAGUGACUGGGAUGCACCCUCAAUUCGCCUUCAAUUCACCAGCUAGCGCGCGGGAUCUUGAUUUGGCAACGACUAAGGCCUAUGCUGGCCCGAAUCAUAUUUCUGCGGGUAUUCAACACGGCUCUUGGUCGCAACCCUUGGGACCUGGGAAACAGCCAGCGGCCAAUUUCCUUAGCUCCAAUAGACACGAAGCCCGCGGGCCUAUUGAGUACUCCAGGGAGGAUAUCGCGCACAUCGAAAAAUGGGUUCAACGUCAUGUCGAGACAACUUGGCACUCUUUGGGAACAUGCAGCAUGGCCCCCCGGGAGGGAAGCUCCAUUGCACCGCAUGGAGGCGUUGUAGAUGAGCGCCUGAAUGUUCACGGGGUGAAAGGGCUGAAGGUUUGCGAUCUUUCGAUCUGCCCCGACAACGUGGGCUGCAACACUUUCAGCACGGCUCUUCUCAUCGGUGAGAAAUGCGCGGUUCUGACUGCGGAAGACCUUGGCUAUUCAGGAGAAGCUUUGCGGAUGGAUGUGCCCAAAUAUCAUGCCCCAGGGGAGUUUGUCAAUCUAGCGCGGCUAUAA